Myxocyprinus asiaticus (Chinese sucker) is the source of this 1189-nucleotide messenger RNA. RefSeq names its product dual oxidase maturation factor 2-like. Gene Ontology annotation, biological process: protein transport. The transcript is spliced from 5 exons. Bases 455 to 1018 code for a protein of 187 amino acids. Gene Ontology annotation, cellular component: endoplasmic reticulum membrane. Lineage: Eukaryota; Metazoa; Chordata; Actinopteri; Cypriniformes; Catostomidae. The record is from RefSeq and is a predicted model, not a curated record.
ACUUUGGCCGCCGCGUCUCGAGACACCUGCGGUCCGCUCUAUUCGUUGCGCUUCGUCUAGCUGAACGGCCCCUAACGCGGCAUACCGUUGAGUAGAGCAUUAUAAAACUCUUUUAAGUUACAGCCAAGACUUUAAGAAGAUCCAAUGUCCUUUACAGUGUUGAUCUAUGUAUCAUCUUUCACGUGCACAAAAACAUCAAAGUGCGCUCACCUGCAGCGCAUCAGGAUCACUUUACCUGAGCCGUAUCAUUUGCAUUAUAGUAACGGGCUGUUGUGAAAGUAGCGUUUCUAUGCAUAUAGCUCAUAUAUGUAUUUUUAAGUCUGUGCUUUGUGUAUAGCAGUUUUAAAGACGGAUCUGAAGCCAUAUGAAUGUGUUAGAGGGAGAUGGACUGUUAUCUGUAAUCUUCAGGUAACUGAGCCGCUGGCCAACACUGUCCUGCUUUCAGCUUUAGAACAUGACUUUCUACGAUGGCAUUUACCCCUUCUACCCGCUACAAAGGAGCCCGUUCAUCAUCGACAUCAGCCUGCUGGUGGUGAUCCUGGUUUUCUCGGUUCUGGCUGUCAGUUUCCUGCUCAUUCUGCCGGGAAUACGUGGAAAAUCGAGACUGCUCUGGAUGUUCAGGAUAAUCAUUAGUAUAUUUACUGGAGUUGUUUUAGUCGUGCUGAAUUUUACUGGGGACUGGGCUGAAGCCAGCAUAAGGGCCAAUGCUACCUACAAAUCCUUCAGUAACGCAAUGGUUUCAGCUGAGGUGGGACUACAUGUGGGACUAUAUGGAAUCAACAUCACACUUAGAGGUUUGCUGUGCACUGUGAUUGGCUUGUUAGUGGUGCUACUUGAUUGUCUAUGUCCUGCGAGGAUAAGGGAAGCGUUCAGUGUGGGCGUGGACACUGAGGAUGAGGAAUGCCACACCGGUGAAGGCUACCUUAACACAGGCUUUCUAGAGGGAGUGAUCUAUGAAGACAUCACCCUGAAAGGAAACAGCAAGGAACCCCAGAUCAUGACAUUAACUAGGCUUUGAGAGACUGUUUGUUUCCGCCCAUUGCCAUUACUCGAAAACUUGCAGACUGAAUUGCUGUGAGCAGAUGUACAGUAUACAGAAUUGUACUGUUCCUCUUGUACCUGCGUAUUAAUAUGUAAAUAUGUACAUAAUGCUACUUGCAAAAAAUUAAAUACAAAAUCUCAAAUGUGU